Messenger RNA from Diprion similis, 2035 nucleotides. It is a transcript of the gene zuc, whose product is annotated as mitochondrial cardiolipin hydrolase. Gene Ontology annotation, molecular function: RNA endonuclease activity producing 5'-phosphomonoesters, hydrolytic mechanism. Lineage: Eukaryota; Metazoa; Arthropoda; Insecta; Hymenoptera; Diprionidae. Bases 115 to 765 code for a protein of 216 amino acids. The record is from RefSeq and is a predicted model, not a curated record. Gene Ontology annotation, biological process: piRNA processing. Gene Ontology annotation, cellular component: mitochondrion. The transcript has 4 exons.
UUCAUAGUUGACUAGCCGUUGUAGCUUUUGUUUGUGUGUAGUGUUGGUGGUUGCGUUCUAAUCAUGUCGAAGUUCAUGCGCCACGUGCGUCGGUAUCACGAUUAAUGAAAAACCAUGGUGAAGAACAUGUGGAUUUUUGGCCGUCCCAACAAGGCGGUGAUCGUAUUUGUUGCGGGAGUAGUGACCACAGAAGUAUUGUGGCAAUUGUAUAAAAGAACUCGAAGUAAAACGUCCCCAAAGAGCAUCAACGAGGUUCUUUUUUUCUCUGAAGAGUCAUCCAAGUGUCGUAUGCACGCCGUCUCUAGGACACCUUGCGGCCGUUCCAACUGUUCGGUUACACAAUUGAGGAAACUAUGCGCAUAUUUGGAAUCUGCUCAGCAAAAUCUAGAUGUUUGCAUGUAUCUAUUUAGCUGCGAGGAUCUAGCCGCAGCAAUAGCCAAGGUGUUUUAUCGUGGAGUAGUUGUCAGAAUUAUCGUUGAUGGAGGAAUGGCCGAAAAUACUGCAUGUGACCGUCGCAUACGAGCUUUUCGAAAAACAGGUAUUCGAGUGAGGAUGAAGAAGUCGGAAUACUUAAUGCAUCACAAGUUUGCGAUAAUUGAUAAGAAGCUGAUUUUGACGGGCAGUACAAAUUGGACGAUGCAAGCGAUGCACGGAAACUGGGACAACGUCAUAGUUUCGAAUCAACUCGCCCUCGUCAAGCCGUUCAUUGCAGAAUUCGACAGAAUGUGGACUGCGCUCACCACCGGCGAAGACUGGCAAUCAUAAACUCAUCUCGUUCAAGCGUGUACGGUAACGAAGUACAGAAGAACUUGAAAAAAAAACAGUUCGAUAGAUAAAAUUAAACAAUUCGGUUUAAACACUGAUUCCUAGUCGUUUUGAGACUGGAUUUCCUGCUGGGAAUGAAGCCACCGUUUACAAUUGAUGGACCGCCUUAAUCUGAAGUACAAAACGCGAAGUAGCGAUUUAAGAUAGUAAACUAAUCAUAUUCAAGAAUUAUUCCGAGCGAUAUUGAUUAUUUAAACGCAUUUCGAUUCAGAUUCGAAUCUCAUCGGGCUAAUUGUAAGUGGAGGGAUUAUACUAAUUGUAAAAAGAACACGUGCAUGUGAAAUGCGUAGAUUUACCAAUCACUCCAACAAAAUUACAUCAGUUGAAGAUCUCUGAUAAGGCUUGAGUGAAUAUGAAACUAUCAUACAGAUGAUAUCCAUGCAGCCUAGCAGAGAAUCGGCUUUGACUGAUAUUAGGCCUUAAGACGACUUCGAGCCAUCUCUAAAAGUGGCUUUAAGACCUAAUAUUACCGAUGAUUUUGUAAUAGAUGAGUAGGUAUAGGUCAAAAGAUUCCUGCGUCACACCUCAUCUUCCACAAACUUUACGUCACGAUCUUCUAAACGGAUGCCUCAGUUUUUCCCACCGAAAUACUCGAGGAGCAGGCAGACAAAUUUGCACUGUUUUUGAUCUUUGCAGAUGAUUUAACUUUGAGAAAAGUUGAGUCUUCGUCUGAACUCGGUGUAAAUAUGGCGAUGACGUACUUUUCGCUAUUCAUGAGGAACACACAAUCGUAAUUUACCGUCCGGAUGAUGCUUAUGACUUAUAGACGUAAUGCACGCGUGCGCGAUGUGGCGCAUAAGGGUGGCGUCAUUUGCGGAUGUAUGCGUUGACCUUUUCAUCUGAAAAAUAACCCCGACCUUCGGUAUAACUAGUUGGACUAAUUAGCCGUAAGUUCAACCACGUGGCCCUGCUGAUCCGUCAAACUUGUGCCUUUAAAAAUCAGCAUUACGUACAAAUAUUUUUUUAACUGUACAACUUGUGUUCGUACAAUUUUUAGCUGUACUCGUGUACUUUAAAAAUUUUAGGUCAUCGAACGUGAGGCAAAUAUAUUUCAUACCUGAAUAAGAUCGAAAUAUCUAUCGAUUGUUUAAGCAAAAUGUUGUAUUUUUGAAGACUAGUAAAUUUUUCAAUCAAUUAUUUUAACGCAAUUAAGUUUCAUUGCGUACAUUAUUCUUAUUAUGAUUUUAUGACGUUCUCUUUCGAGAAAAUU